This is a messenger RNA of Linum tenue, 657 nucleotides long. The record is from the annotation of a GenBank genome assembly. Lineage: Eukaryota; Viridiplantae; Streptophyta; Magnoliopsida; Malpighiales; Linaceae.
AUGUCGGACAGAGAUAGGUACGGCGACCGGGACCGUGCUCGUGACAGAGAACGGGACAGGGACCGCGACCGAGAUAGAGAGAGGCGCCGGGAAAAGGAAGAUAGGGAUCGCCUCCGGGACCGAGAUCGAGUGCGCACGCGGUCGAGAACACGGUCGCCGGACCGAACACGAGGGAGACACGCUCGUUCCCGCACUCGCUCGCCGGACACGAGGGAGCGCAACUCGCGCUCGCCAGAUGCACGCGCCUCGCAUCGCCGCCACCGCCACCAGCGCACCCCGUCGCCUUCGCCUCCGCGGAAGAGGCACCGUCACGAUCCCGACGAGGAGAGGGAUAAGGACAGGCAGAGAGCAGCGGCGGAUUCUGAUCUUGUAGACGGGAUCUCGAAGGAGCCGCAGAAGCGGACGGACAAGAAGAGCGGUGGGGGAGAUGGAGCGGAAGUAACCGGAGAUGGAAUUGGUGGCGAGAUUGGGAACGAGGAUGAGGUUGAGAUGAUGAAGAUGUUAGGGAUUCCGAUUGGCUUUGAUUCGACGAAAGGGAAGCCGGUUCCCGGCGCCGAUGUGAGCGGUAUCAGGGCGACGACCAAGCGGCAGCCCAGGCAGUACAUGAACCGCAGGGGAGGGUUCAAUCGGCCGUUGCCUGCAGAGCGUAAUCGAUAG